AGUCGCAUUCACCUUCACCAGCAGAUUUUCUACGAAGAAAAGGACAUUAUCAGAAGCGUUUUCAGAGUCAACAAGCUUUUUUAAAAGAUGCAGAUCUUUGUCAAAACACUCACUGGUAAGACCAUCACCCUUGAGGUUGAGCCAAGCGACACCAUUGAGAACGUCAAGGCAAAGGUCCAGGACAAAGAAGGCAUUCCCCCUGACCAGCAGAGGUUGAUCUUUGCCGGCAAACAGCUGGAAGAUGGCCGCACAUUGUCUGACUACAACAUCCAGAAAGAGUCCACCUUGCAUCUUGUGCUGCGUCUCAGGGGAGGCAUGCAGAUCUUCGUCAAGACCUUGACAGGCAAGACCAUCACCCUUGAGGUUGAGCCAAGCGACACCAUUGAGAACGUCAAGGCAAAGGUCCAGGACAAAGAAGGCAUUCCCCCUGACCAGCAGAGGUUGAUCUUUGCCGGCAAACAGCUGGAAGAUGGCCGCACACUGUCUGACUACAACAUCCAGAAAGAGUCCACCUUGCAUCUUGUGCUGCGUCUCAGGGGAGGCAUGCAGAUCUUCGUCAAGACCUUGACAGGCAAGACCAUCACCCUUGAGGUUGAGCCAAGCGACACAAUUGAGAACGUCAAGGCUAAGAUCCAGGACAAAGAAGGCAUUCCCCCUGACCAGCAGAGGUUGAUCUUUGCCGGCAAACAGCUGGAAGAUGGCCGCACAUUGUCUGACUACAACAUCCAGAAAGAGUCCACCUUGCAUCUGGUGUUGCGUCUCAGGGGAGGUUCAGAUAUUUAAACUGACAAUAUCAGGGAUGGACAUUUGAUUAUUUCAGUAUCCCCUGCUCAUGCACUCACCACUUUUCUCCCCUCUUCUCUCCAUACUUUAUUACUGAAUCCCAAUACAUUUUG
Messenger RNA from Sinocyclocheilus rhinocerous, 896 nucleotides. Its product is annotated as polyubiquitin-B. The record is from RefSeq and is a predicted model, not a curated record. NCBI's taxonomy places the organism in Eukaryota, Metazoa, Chordata, Actinopteri, Cypriniformes, Cyprinidae. The coding region runs from base 88 to 783 and encodes 231 amino acids. Gene Ontology annotation, molecular function: protein binding. The transcript is spliced from 2 exons.